This is a messenger RNA of Nicrophorus vespilloides, 599 nucleotides long. RefSeq names its product prefoldin subunit 4 (gene Pfdn4). NCBI's taxonomy places the organism in Eukaryota, Metazoa, Arthropoda, Insecta, Coleoptera, Silphidae. The transcript has 4 exons. Gene Ontology annotation, cellular component: prefoldin complex; cytoplasm. The record is from RefSeq and is a predicted model, not a curated record. Bases 94 to 495 code for a protein of 133 amino acids. Gene Ontology annotation, biological process: protein folding.
UCAAAAAUUAAUAUAACCUUAUUUGUACAUGCAAGUGGGGUGUGUGUAUUAUUAGUAAUAAAUACUAGGAAAUAUCCUGUAAAUUCUGCAAAAAUGUCCUCGAAUAAAGGAACUUUCCAACCGGACUCAGAUGUUCACAUCACCUUUGAAGAUCAACAAAGAAUCAAUAAAUUCGCCAGAUUAAACGCAAGGCGCGAGGAUCUCAAAGAAGAAAUCAAAGUGAAAGAGGGUGAUCUUACGAACAUCGAGGAAGCCUGUGAUGAAGUGGCUCUGUACGAUGAUGAAGAGAAGGUUCCUUAUUUGGUGGGUGAGGUCUUCAUCUACCAGGAUUGUGAAAAGACACAAGAAUGUUUGAAGGAAGCUAAAAGCAAAGUGGAGCAGGAGAUCAACGUACUGAAAAUGGAGGGCAAUAAGUUGAAGGAGAUGAUGACCGAUCUGAAGUCGAUGCUUUAUGGAAAGUUUGGCAGUCAUAUAAAUCUCGAAGCUGAUGAUUAAAUGCUAGUGCACAUUCUGUUGUACUUGUCUGUCCUUUUCCCUCACUUACCAUAACUUUUCUUUUUCAUUCAUUUAAAAUAAACACAUGAAAUAAAUAAAUAAAG